AUGAGUGCCACCGCCGCGGUCGAUGCCCGGCCGAGCAUAGCUGCUACCAAAGAGAAGACGGAGAAGGCGCUGAUUCGAUACCCGUUUUGGCUUGGAGGAGCUGGGAGCUGCACGUCGGCAUGUAUGCUCCAUCCUCUGGAUGUUGUUAAGGUCAGGCUGCAGACACAGCGGAGGAGUGGAGUCCGGCUGGGGCUUGGGCAGAUGUUUGUUCAUGUGGUGAAGUCGGAUGGUAUUCUCGGACUGUACAGCGGACUCACGGCAUCCCUACUUCGACAAUGCACAUACGGCCUCACACGAUUCGCUGUAUACGGCAAGCUCAAAGAGACCUUCAUCGCUGACAACCCCAAGCCCUCGUUCCCCUCCCUCCUGGCGAUGGCAUCUGUAUCCGGACUGGUCGCAGGAAUCGCAGGCAAUCCAGCCGAUCUUUUAAACGUCCGCAUGCAAAACGACGGUGCCCUCCCACCCGAACAACGCCGACGCUACAAGCACGUCUUCGACGGCCUCUUCAGAAUGAUUAGAGAAGAAGGCGUUGGCAGUCUCUUCCGCGGCGUCUGGGCUCACAGCACCCGCGGCAUCAUCAUGACAGCCUCCCAACUCGGCAGCUACGACUUCUUCAAGCAGCAGCUCAUGGACAGACUAUCAAUGACAGACAGCAUCCCAACGCAUUUCUCGGCAUCUCUCAUGGCGGGCUUCACAGCUACGACGAUUGCCAGCCCGGUUGAUGUCAUCAAGGUCCGGCUUAUGAGCGCUACCACCAAGCAGAGUGCUCUUGCGAUCGUGACGAGGAUGACGGCGAAUGAGGGUUUGAGGUGGAUGUUCAAGGGUUGGGUGCCGAGUUUCAUGCGACUUGGGCCGCAUACGAUUUUGACGUUCAUCUUCUUCGAACAGUACCGGAAGGCGUACAGGAAGUUCUACGGAUAUGAGUAG
Molecule: messenger RNA, 927 nt
Organism: Zasmidium cellare ATCC 36951
Lineage: Eukaryota; Fungi; Ascomycota; Dothideomycetes; Mycosphaerellales; Mycosphaerellaceae
Exons: 3
Coding region: 1-927 (308 amino acids)
Biological process (GO): thiosulfate transport; succinate transmembrane transport; oxaloacetate transport
Cellular component (GO): mitochondrial membrane
Molecular function (GO): thiosulfate transmembrane transporter activity; succinate transmembrane transporter activity; oxaloacetate transmembrane transporter activity
Source: RefSeq, a predicted model, not a curated record